AUGGGUGGCACAGGUGACACAGGUGACAGGGGUGACACAGGGCCGCUGUUCUACUCCUUCUUCAAGUCCCUGGUGGGCAAGGACGUGGUGGUGGAGCUGAAGAACGACCUCAGGUCAGGGGGGCUCGGGACCCCCAAACACACCCCAGAACUGAGAGACCCCCAAACACACCCCAAAACUCUGUCGGUGAAGAACUGCUUCAUCCGGGGCUCCGUGGUGCGCUACGUGCAGCUGCCUGCCGACGAGGUGGACACGCAGCUGCUGCAGGACGCGGCGCGCAAGGAGGCGCUGCAGCAGAAGCAGUGACCCCAAAAACGGGGGAAACCGCCCCAAAACCGGGGGGGAUCACCCCAAAAACCCCCGGGGGAUCGUCAACAACAUCUGCAGAGACCCCUCCUCAAAUUUUAGGGGGAUCCCACCCGAAAUUCAGGGGAAAUCACCCCAAAAUCUGCAGGGACCCCUCCCCAAAAUCCAGGCGGAAUCCACCCCAAAACCCGGGGAAUUCACCCCAAAAAUGGGGGGGGAUCGCCCCAAAAUGUGAGAGGGAUCACCCCAAAAACCCCGGGGACCCCUCCCCAAAAUUUGGGGGGACCCCACCCCAAAUUCAGGGGGAAUCACCCCAAAAAUCUGAGGGAUUCCACCCCAAAACCUGCAGAGAACGUCACCCAAAACCCCGGGAAAUCGCCCCAAAAUCUGGGGGGGUCUCCCCAAAAAGCCCGGGGACCCCUCCCCAAAUUCGCGGGGACCCCUCCCCAGCCCGGGGGUCCCCGGCCCCUUUUCGAGUCCCCAAUAAACGCCAGGCCCCGCCCC
Passer montanus (Eurasian tree sparrow) is the source of this 810-nucleotide messenger RNA. It is a transcript of the gene LSM2, whose product is annotated as LSM2 homolog, U6 small nuclear RNA and mRNA degradation associated. Gene Ontology annotation, biological process: mRNA splicing, via spliceosome. Gene Ontology annotation, molecular function: RNA binding. Gene Ontology annotation, cellular component: U6 snRNP; P-body; catalytic step 2 spliceosome. The transcript has 3 exons. The coding region runs from base 1 to 306 and encodes 101 amino acids. The record is from RefSeq and is a predicted model, not a curated record. Lineage: Eukaryota; Metazoa; Chordata; Aves; Passeriformes; Passeridae.